UGAAAGACGAGGACUAAUUGUGGAAUUGGUUCAAAACUCGAAGGACCAUAAGUGGAAUUUCUUCUUUUUGUAAACCGUCUUUAUUUUAGUCAUAAAUAUGUAAUUAUUUCAAAAAAUAAAAGAGUGAUAUAAAAAACACAGUGAGUUGGAAUGUGCAAUUCCCACUGAGUGAUUACAAAUAAAAAAAAACUAAUUGGAAUGUUCAAUUCCAACUGCAUGCUUUUAAGGUGUACCCCAUCAACCCUAAUUCUAGUUGGAAUGUGCAAUUCCGACUCUCGUUAUUCCAGAAAACAAAAGCCAUUUGGCGGUCCAUGUUAGAAAAGUCUGUGUUUUAAGAAAGCAACCUAAAAUACAGAGUACUACACAACUUCAAUAUGAUCUUUUUGACCCGAGUCAUGGUAUUUAGGGGUGGAUCGGGGCCAAAUUGGCCGAGUCCAUCACUCUUGACAUUUCCUACUUCUAAACCCCUCAUCUUCUUCCAUGCUACCACUACUAGAAUUUUCGUCAUUUGCUGCACCCUAUUUGCUGCUGUUAAACACGAACCGCAGCAAAUAACUUGAAAAUUAUUGCGGUCAUAAAGGACCCGCAGCAGCAAAAAAGUGACGUUAUUUGUUGUUGUCGUUGCCCAACUGCAGCAAUUGUAUAUUUACUAUUACGUGCGAGACCUGAUCGUUAUGCGUACGAGGGCCACAGAUCAGAUACGCCAUUAGCUACUUUGCGCAGCAGCAGUUCCGCCGGCCUCCUCCAUCAGCUACCUCACUCCAAUCGCAAGCCACCGCCAUCUCCGUCGAUCAGUAGCCUCCGCCUCCUCCAACAGUUUGCCGCCUCAUCCAGCCGCCACCGUCACAUUUCUGAAAAGUUUUAUCCCUCUAGAAAAGUUCUAUUGUCACUUAGUAGAGAUUGUAAAUGGCUGCACUCGGUGAUAGCAUCCCGAUCUAGCAAUGAUCCCAUUGAUGUUACACUAGAUGCCUCUAUGUUCCAUUAUGAAUUUGAUGAUGGUCAUGUGUAUCUUACUAUGGAGGACAUCACUCAAUUUCUGUCCGGUGCAAUGCUUAAUAUUUCCAUCAUUCAAGUAUCUGUGAUGUAUGAUCUUGAAACUGUAUGACUAAUUACUAGAGUAUUUAAUUUAUGUUAGAAUUUGAACUCUUUUUUUUUACAAAGCCAUGUAGGAUUAUCUACAGGGUUUGGAUACCCAUGCACAACUUGGAUGGAUGUGUCCUGAUUCAAUUUGUGCAAUUGCAUGUGAAAAUAACCCUGAAGAUGUGAAAGAUUACAUACACCGAGCCAUCACUGAAUCUCAGAAUGCCGACGUAGAUAUUCUUGUUGCUCCUUAUUAUGAAAAGUAUUCAUUUCUAUCUAUUUUAUUAAGUUGAUUUAUUAUAUUUAUAAUAUCAAUGAUAUACCAAUUUGAUUUUGUAGCUAUAACACAAUGUACGUCACUAAUUAAUCGUGCAAUUAUCAUUGAGUGUUGCUUGCGAUUUGGAUCUCACGCGGCAUGAUCUUUAUGUAUGAUUCUCUUCGAACCAGUCCGAUGUGUCGUUUAUUAAUCAUGUCAUUGUGCAGUAGUGUUUUUAGAAAUAUUUGCGCGAAUGGUGAAAAGGUGAAAAAGAUUACUUGGAAACAGAUGAAGUGCGCAAAACAAAUGAGCGGCUUGGAAUGUGGAUUUUAUGUAAUGAAAUUCAUGUAUAAUGUGGUUAGAAGCAUCAAUGAAGGCCAAGAUCCGGAGCAGGUGUACACAAGCACCUUAAGGGAUGAGGCAUUUUCAAAGGUAGAAAUCGAUGAGAUCCGGGAUAGAUGAGCGAUAUUUGUUUGUGAUAAUUUGUUGUAAACAAUAUAUUGUGUGAAG
Cuscuta europaea is the source of this 1846-nucleotide messenger RNA. Lineage: Eukaryota; Viridiplantae; Streptophyta; Magnoliopsida; Solanales; Convolvulaceae. The record is from the annotation of a GenBank genome assembly.